Molecule: messenger RNA, 1209 nt
Organism: Spizellomyces punctatus DAOM BR117
Lineage: Eukaryota; Fungi; Chytridiomycota; Chytridiomycetes; Spizellomycetales; Spizellomycetaceae
Exons: 7
Coding region: 49-948 (299 amino acids)
Molecular function (GO): hydrolase activity
Source: RefSeq, a predicted model, not a curated record
UAGACCUUUUCAUCUGAAUACUCCCCCAACAGAAGCUUGUAGCCUGACAUGCCUUUCCUACAAACUCCCUUCAGAGUCCUUCGUGGCCUCCACGCUCGCGCUCCUCUGCUAAACCCAGCACUAAAGGGACGCUGGUUUUCGGCCGGUUCCCGUUUGCACAAGUCGUCACUUCCCGUUCUCGAGUUUCAACCACAAGGAGAAGUCGAGCACGACCUCAAUACAGAAGGCUCUUUUGUUCCUGAACCAGUUAUUAUUGUCUUGCAGGAAUGGUGGGGCAUCAACGAGCAAAUAAAAGCACACGCGCAACACCUUGCAAAUGAUACUGGAGCAAUCGCAAUUGUUCCUGAUCUGUAUCGGGGGAAGCAAGCACUCGACGCCGCUGAAGCGGCACAUCUAAGAGACGAAUUGGAUUGGCCCGGAGCCAUAGAUGAGCUAUCGAAAUUGGUCAAGGAUUUGAGAAAGGAUGGUAAAAGAAAAAUUGGUUCAAUAGGAUUUUGCAUGGGUGGGGCUCUGUCUCUCGCUCUAGCCGCCAGCAUUGGGCCCACCAAGAAUCCCGGACCACUUAAUGCAUGCGUUUCAUUUUACGGGAUUCCUCCUUUGUCUCUCAUCGACAUUACUCCCAUUCCACUCUACACGCCCGUCCAACUACAUAUUGGGGAAAAGGAUAACAAAAAAGGAUUUAGCGAUCCCGAGACCGCUCGUGCCGUGCAAAGGAAAUGGGAGGAGGUGAUCAGGCAGCAUGGUGGAAGACAUGCGGAAGGAUUCCACAAAUUGGAGGCAAGCGUCUUUUUCUACCCGGGCCAAGGGCACGCUUUCAUGAAUGAUCUUCCGUGGUCGCUUCAGCAACGCAAGGAGCUUGGCUACGAAGGUGGAUUUGACAAGGAUCUCGUUAAUCUUGCGUGGCGGAGAGUUACAAAUUUUUUCAUUGAGCAUUUAAAAACCCUUUGAUGCAAAAAAAACCAUCUUUGGUCUUGCCGGAUAGGCUAGUUGCUGUUGCCUGUAGGACAAUUAAGUAAAACGUAUUAUUGCAAGUGGGACACCGCAUGACAGAGUGCAUGGUACAUGUCCCUACCCGUGACCUGUUUGAAUCUAUUCAAUUAGCUUCUUGUCAAGCUGAACUAAUAGAUCACCUAAGCGUGGAGAAAGGAAGAAAGUUCUGUAGCACAUCGGGCGUUCACCAGUUGACAGAUGACGGGGUUCACAUAGUCC